Molecule: messenger RNA, 3412 nt
Organism: Condylostylus longicornis
Lineage: Eukaryota; Metazoa; Arthropoda; Insecta; Diptera; Dolichopodidae
Exons: 2
Coding region: 225-2831 (868 amino acids)
Source: RefSeq, a predicted model, not a curated record
AAAAGAGAACAAAAAUUUACCUGCGGGAUUUAAAGAAGAAGAUCACCACAUUAUUUUUGGGAUUAAAAAUUUUUUUUUUUUUUUUGUUACGCAAUCAAACUGGAAUUCAUUUUGCUUAUUAAAAAGAAAAAUAAUUUUUUUCUGCAAAAACAACGAUUUAUUUAUUUUUAGAUUUUAGCAAGAAAAGAAAAAGGAUUGAAAAAAAAAAAAAGGAAUUUUAAAAAAUGGAUAAAGAAUUAACUGGCGACGAAACCUGGACGACAUACCUUUAUGAAAAAAGGUCAUAUAUUGAAUUUUUUAUAUAUUUUAUUAUAAUAAUUAAUUUUCUACCGAAAUUUAUUAAACGUUGUAAAAAACAAGCUAAAAUUAAUAUUGAAGAGUACAUUGAUGAUAAAGUAAAAUAUUUUUUAAAAUUUCAAACACAUCAUCAUUCUUGUUGUACCGAAUAUAAAAAACAAAAUGAACAACAAGAUUUGAAUGAUAUUAAAAAAAAAUCACCAUCAUCAUUAAUAUUUAAACAGAAUAGUAAUUAUUAUAAUAGUAAUAAUUAUAAUAGAAUUGCUUCAAAAAUAAAGAAUGGAAUUGAAGAUGAUGAUGAUCUUAAUAAUUCAAUAAUUAUAUUAUCAUGUUGUCAUGAUUAUUGUCAUUGUAAACAUUGUAAUAAUAUUGAUAAUUGUAAUAAUAUAAAUAAAAUAGAAAAACAACAACAACAACAACAGCAGCAACAGGACAAAGAACAAAAUUAUUAUAAGGAACAAUUGAAUAAAUUACAACAAGAAAAGGAUAAUAAGAAAUCAAAUUUACAUAAUAAUUAUUAUUAUGUAAAACCGAGUCGACAAGAAAUGCAAGAAAUAAAAAGAAAAAUUAAAGAUGAAGUAGAAUUAGAAUUUCAAGAAUAUUAUAAUAGUCUUAAUAUUAACAAUAAUAAUGAUGAUGAUAGUAGUAGUGGUGAUUAUGAUAAUAAUAAUGAUCAUUAUAAAAAUUUAUGUAAUGGUAUUUGCAUAAAUCGUGAUAAAAAAUCAUAUUUUAAUGAUUGCAAUUGUCAAGAUAAUCAAUUACAGUGCAUUGAAUCAAAUGGAUAUAAAUCAAGACGGCAAUCUCUCGAACAAAUUGAAAAUGAUCUACCAAAAAUAGGAACAAAAAAUGUUGUUACAAAAAUGGCAAAAAUGUUUGAGAAGAAUAAUCCAACUCAACGUCAUAAUCGUCAUUAUGAACAAAAUAAAAAUAUUAAUAAUUUUGCAAAUCUAUUUAAUGGUAAUAUGAAUGAUAACAAGAAGAAAAUUCCAACAAAAAUUGUACCAGACAAUGUAGCUAAACGCAAUAAAAACGAAUUUACAUCAAAAUUUGAGAAAUUUAAAGAUAAAGAAAAUGUUAAUGUUGAAAAUCAAAAAUGUUCUUUAUUUGAAAAUUUAGCAUCAGUUAAUAAUAGUGUUGAAUCACGAAAUCACAGUAACAAUAAUAAGAUAAAAGAAUCCGAUUUUGGUGGCAGUAAUGGAAAUAUUAAUUCUAAACCAAAAUAUGAUUUAUAUAGCAAAACAAAAGUAGCACCAGCAGUAAUAGGAAAUACAAUAAAAUCAACAGCAGCAGCCAUAGAAAAUACAAUAAAAGAAACAGGAGCAGCAACAGAAAAUACAUCAAAAUCAACAGCGGCUGCCAUAAAAAAUAUAAUAAAACCUACAGCGGCAGAAAUAGAACAUACAAUAAAACCAACAGCAGCAGCAACGGAGAAUGCAUCAAAAUCAACAGCGGAUGCCAUAAAAAAUAUAAUAAAACCAACAGCAGCAGAAAUAGAACAUACAAUAAAACCAACAGCAGCAGCAACGGAGAAUACAUCAAAACCAACAGCAGCAGCCGUAGAAAAUAUAAUAAAACUAACAGUAGCAGCAACAGAAAAUGCAUUAAAACCAACAGCAGCAGCUAUAGAAAAUAUAGUAAAACCAGCAGCAGCAGCAACGGAGAAUACAUCAAAACCAACAGCAGCAGCCAUAGAAAAUAUAAUAGAACUAACAGUAGCAGGAACAGAAAAUACAUCAGAACCAACAGUAGCUGCUAUAGAAAAUACAAUAAAACCAACAGAAGCAGCAGCAAAAAAUACAUCGGAACCAACAGUAGCAGCUGUAGAAAAUACUACUAAACCAAUAGCAGCAGCAACAGAAAAUAUAUUAGAACCAUCACCACUAGCAACAGAAAAUACAUCAGAACCAACAGUAGCAUCUAUGGAAAAUGCAAUAAAACCAACAGUAGAAUCAACUGAAAAUAUGUUUGAAUCAAUAGUGGCAGCUAUAGGAAAUAUAAUAAAACCAAUAACACCAGCAACAGAGAAUACAUCAGAACCAACAGUAGCAGCUAUAGAAAAUGCAAUAGAAAUAACAGUAGCAGCAGCAGAAAAUACAUCAGAACCAACAAUAGCAGCUAUAGAAAAUACAUCAGAACCAACGGUAACACCCAUUGAAUAUAAAACAACUGCAACAGUCGAAACAAAUACAAUAAUAUCAGCUAUACCAUUAUUAACGAAAAGUACAACGGAAAUAAUAAUAACAAAAACAAAAACUGAUGGGAAAACCUUAAAAGAUCAAAAAUUUAAAACAAUCAGUAAUGAUAAUUUAAAUAAUUCUAAUGAAAACAUUAAUUUUAAUACCAAUAAUUUAUAUAGUAAUUUAUCGAUAAGUAAUGAAUUAUUAAGUACAUCACCAGUUCAAUCAUUUGAUGAAAUUUUAUCACAACGUAGAUUUUCUAGGCCAUUUUCACAAUAUUCAAUAUCAGAUUUAUUACAAAAUAGUGAUUUAAAAGAUGAUGAUUUAAUAAAUGCUAAUUUUGAAAAUAUUAGUUAAAUUUAUAUGAGAAAAAAAAAACUAGGAUUAAAAGAUUUUUUUUUUGUAUUAUAACUAUACGGAAAAAAUUCAUAAUCUUACUUAGACAUAGUCAUAAGAACAAAAAGAAAAUUAUGAGAAUAUUUACUUAAAUACUGUUUAAGUUAGAUUUAUCUAAUAUUAUUCAAAAAAGAAAUUAUAAUUUAUAAAAAGUCACAAAUUUAAACUACAUAAAAACUUAAGUUAAAAGUAUGAAUUAUAUUUUUUAAAUUAUUAAAAUUGUAAAUUUGAAAUUAUUCUAUUAGUGCAUGCAUGAAAAAUAUUCAAAAAAACAAAAGAAAUUUUUUAAAUUUCCGAUAAGAGUAACAAAUAAGUAUAACUUUUUUAUAUUGUUAUCAUAAUUUUUAAAUUACGUAACUAACUGGCAAAAAUAAUACAAUAAUUUUCUUAUCUUGGAUUGUAUUUCAUUUAAAAAAAAUAUUUAUUUUUUUUUUUGUUUUAAAGAGCAUAUUGUGGUUAAAGGUAAUUAGGAAUUAUAAAUUAAAUUUUCAAUUUAUAGUAAAAUGUUGAAUAUACUCAGUAGAAAAUUUAGAUCUGCUUGU